ACAAUGACAAAAAAAAAACACUACAAAGUACGAAGGGUACGAAGACCCCAAAAUUUCAAACACGAGAGUUCAUUGUCCCAUAUUUGUUGAUUUUACAUAAUUAAAUUAUUUAGUGACCAAAUGGCAUUAACAGUGUAUCAUUUUCCUCCAAGUGCACCUUCGAGAGGGGCCCUUUUAAGUGCCAAAGCCGUUGGGGUGAAAGUUGAUGUCCAAGUUGUUGAUUUGUUUGCAAAAGAACAACUAAAACCUGACUUCGUCAAGAUUAAUCCACAACAUACAGUGCCUACUUUAGUAGAUGGAGAUUUUACAGUGUGGGACAGCCACGCAAUUGGACCUUAUCUCGUUAAAACCCAUGGAAAAGAUGAUAGUCUAUAUCCCUCAGACCCUAAACAAAAGGCACUAGUUGACCAGCGGUUAUAUUUUGACUGUGGAACCUUAUAUCCACGGAUUCGUCAAAUUUGUUUCCCAGUCCUGUUCUUGGGUGAAGAUGAAAUUCUAGACGAACAUAAAACCUCACUUGAUGAAGCUCUGGGAUUCCUUGAUAUUUUUCUUGAAGGGAAUAAUUUUGUAGUAGGCGAUAACCUUACAGUGGCAGAUUGUUCUUUAGUUGCAUCAGUUUCUAGUAUUGUUGCUGUUGGUUGGGAUGUUACACCAUACGCAAAUGUGGCUUCCUGGCUCGCUCGCUGUGCCUUAACAAUCCCAGACUAUGGCGAGGCUAAUCAGGCAGGAGCUGAACAGUUUGGCAAAGCCGUUAAAAGCAAAUUAGCGCGGGGACAAAUAUAGUAUUUUGAUAAAUAAAUUUGAUUUUUAACAUU
Molecule: messenger RNA, 815 nt
Organism: Tribolium madens (black flour beetle)
Lineage: Eukaryota; Metazoa; Arthropoda; Insecta; Coleoptera; Tenebrionidae
Product: glutathione S-transferase 1-like
Exons: 4
Coding region: 121-783 (220 amino acids)
Biological process (GO): glutathione metabolic process
Molecular function (GO): glutathione transferase activity
Source: RefSeq, a predicted model, not a curated record